UCAUGUUUCAGUGACAGCACAGACGAAGAGAAACGAAGAGAGAAUAAAGAGAGAGGGGAAUAGGAAACAGGGAAGCGAUGCAGACGUCGUCAUCUCGCCGUGAAACCAGAUUGGAAAACCGCCAUGGUCUCAAGAACAGCGUUGGAUGCAUGUCUGGUAUAUUCCAUCUGCUCUACAGCCACCACCACAACCGUUCACGCAAACGCUUGCCGUCAGCUCUAAAGACGGAGCAGACCGUCAUAUCUUUGCCGUUAUCGGGGAAACGACCACCUACGGUGCCGCAAGCAAAUGAAGGAAAAAAGAGGGAGUCGAGCCGUCCCAUCACGCCGGAGACCACCGUUAUCGUCUCGGAGCUCCGGCGGCACUCGUGCGAGGUGCCGCGAAGUCCAACACUGCCGCCGGAGAUCCGGCUUUCGAUCUCUGCUGCGUCUCCCGACAGCCCGCUUAGGCCACCGGCGCUGGUGGCGCGGCUGAUGGGACUGGAGGAUGUUCCAGUGAGCUCGCUGGAGUCGGCGGCGGAGAAGCGGCGGAAGCUGCUCGGCGCGCUGGAGAAAUGCGACGAAGAUUUAAAUGCAUUGAAGCAGAUCAUCGAGACCGUUCGAUUUGCAGAGGUGCGGGUAAAGGCAUUGGCAGACGUUGGAUCGGGGCAACCCAUCAAAGCCGGCGCGGCGAAGGGUCUGGCGGGAAGGCAAUAUUUGGAAGGCGGAGAUUCCAGGAUAGCGGAGGAGGCGAAAUGCUCCGACAUCAACGGCGAGCAGCCAAGCCCCGUCUUGGUUCUCGACGCGAUAUCAUCUCCUCGGUAUCGGUCGAAGAGUUCCAGUAACGGAAAACAAUGUGGGUCCUUGAUUGCAGCCGUUGGAUCAAAGAUCGUGAAGCCUUCGCGUACGAGCGUCUUCUUUUUAGGAGAUCGUCGACAAUACAAAAAGCUGGAGGUUCUCGAUAAGAGCUGCUCCUUUUUCUAUCGGAUUGCCAUUAAAGGGCUGCCGCGGUUAUCCGAGUGGAAGGAAGACAAGGCUGUGGAGGAUUCUAGGAUAGCGAGAAGAAGACUAGAGGGUGGCCGGUGGCGGUGGUGGCAGAAGAUAACCCAGGCAAUGGUGGAUAGCGUGGGUGAGGUGUGGGAGGAUGGUGUAUGGGAGGAGAGAUGUGAGCUGGGAAGAGUUGGCGUGGGGUUAGAGGGUGACAUCUUUGGCGAUUUGGUGGAGGAGGUUGCGAUGGACCUGUUGGGUUGUUAUUAUGACGUCUCACUGCCAUUUGGGACAUGUAAGAAGAGCCUCUGCUUCUAGUUAAAUACCUCUAAAAAUACCAUGUGGGCUUAGGAUCGGUGACAUUAAAUGUUGGCUAAAGUAGCCCUGUGUAUGGAUGGCUUCUUUACGAAAUUAUAAAUAAUGAGAGUGGUUUGGAAACGGAGAGUAUUCUGCGUAUCCACUAAU
Messenger RNA from Elaeis guineensis (African oil palm), 1430 nucleotides. RefSeq lists its product as uncharacterized. NCBI's taxonomy places the organism in Eukaryota, Viridiplantae, Streptophyta, Magnoliopsida, Arecales, Arecaceae. The record is from RefSeq and is a predicted model, not a curated record.